Messenger RNA from Cucurbita pepo subsp. pepo (vegetable marrow), 3277 nucleotides. The record is from RefSeq and is a predicted model, not a curated record. NCBI's taxonomy places the organism in Eukaryota, Viridiplantae, Streptophyta, Magnoliopsida, Cucurbitales, Cucurbitaceae.
GCGGUAACAUUAGUUAUUUUUCCCGGGUUGCUCUGCUUCUGCUCCUGCACUGAAACUUUAAUCUGAUUCUUUCCUUUUUCCCUCCGCCCCUCCUCUCGUUACCGCGCCACCGUUCCCACCGGAAACAUCUUCUAACCUCCUCAGCUCGUCCUUUUACACUGCUGGAACCCUAGCUCUGAUUUCCUCGUUUCCAUUCCCGUUAAAUUGAUGCAAACAUGAGUUCAUUUUCCAUCACUCGGAAAAAGACUCCUUUCCAGAAACACAGAGAGGAGGAAGAGGCAAAGAAGAAGAGAGAGGAGGACGAAACUGCUCGAUUGUAUGCGGAAUUCGUGGAGUCAUUUCAAGGAGAUAAUGCACCCGGGUCUAAGACUUUUGUUCGUGGAGGAACUAUUAACCCCAAUGAGAAAUUGAAGAGCGAAUCCGAGGGUGAAAAGUCCAAAGAUGGGGUAUCUGUUCCAAAGAAGGGAAGUAGAUAUGUCCCAUCGUUCAUUCCACCUCCACUGGCAUCCAAGGGAAAAGAAUCUGACAAGAAGGAGCUGGACAAGCCAAAGGAGAAAGAAAAAGGAAAGUCUAGGAACAUCGAUCAUUUUAUGGAGGAGCUGAGGCACGAGCAAGAGAUGAGGGAAAGAAGAAAUCAAGAUCGCGAACAUUGGCGAGAAGGACGCCAUGGAGAAAAUUCAACAGUAUGUGCUUUCAGCACCGAGUAUAAUAUCUUUUUAAUCUCUCUAAGAUAUUUAUGUGCAGGAGUCGUUGUUUAUGGGUAUGAACUGAAAAUUGGAUGGGGAAAGUCUGUCGCUCUUCCAUCUCAAGCAUUACCAGCACCUCCUCCAGGUCAUAUGGCCAUUAGAAGUAAAGAGGGUGCCACCGUUAUCUUAUCUGGCUCAUCAGGACCGCCAGUCACUUCUGUCCCAAGUCAAAAUUCUGAACUGGUUCUGACACCCAAUAUUCCGGAUAUUACUGUUGAACCGCCUGAGGAUGAUCAUCUCCGCCAUGUCAUUGACACUAUGGCUCUUUACGUUCUGGAUGGAGGUUGUGCCUUUGAACAAGCUAUUAUGGAGAGGGGUCGGGGAAAUCCUCUCUUCAACUUCUUGUUUGAGCUUGGUUCAAUAGAACAUACUUACUAUGUUUGGCGACUUUACUCAUUUGCUCAGGGGGAUACUCUUCAAAGGUGGAGAACUGAACCUUUUAUCAUGAUAACUGGUAGUGGGAGAUGGGUUCCACCGCCUCUUCCAACUGCUAAAAGCCCAGAGCUAGAGAAGGAGUCUGGUCCCACAUAUGCUGCUGGAAGAAGCAGACGUGCGGAGCUUGAAAGAACAUUAACUGAUUCACAAAGAGAUGAGUUUGAGGACAUGCUUCGGGCAUUGACACUAGAAAGGAGUCAGAUAAAGGACGCAAUGGGGUUUGCAUUGGAUAAUGCUGAUGCAGCUGGAGAGAUAGUUGAAGUUUUAACAGAAUCUCUAACACUGAGGGAAACUCCUAUUCCUACCAAAGUUGCACGGUUGAUGCUCGUGUCUGAUAUCCUUCAUAACAGUAGUGCUCCUGUCAAGAAUGCAUCUGCAUACCGCACAAAGUUUGAAGCAUCAUUACCUGACAUCAUGGAGAGCUUCAAUGAUCUGUAUCGCAGUAUAACAGGGAGAAUUACGGCAGAGGCCCUCAAGGAACGAGUACUGAAAUUGUUGCAAGUAUGGUCCGAUUGGUUUCUGUUCUCAGAUGCUUAUGUGAAUGGAUUGCGAGCCACAUUCCUUCGCUUAGGAAACUCGGGUGUGAUCCCUUUUCAUUCAUUGUGUGGCGAUGCCCCAGAGAUUGAACGGAAGGCCAAUAGUGAUAAUUUAGGAGAUGGGGGUAAAAUCAAUCAAGAUGCUGAAUUGGCAAUGGGAAAAGGAGGAGCUAUGAAGGAGUUAAUGAAUCUUCCCUUUGGAGAAUUGGAAAGAAGGUGCAGGCAUAAUGGAUUGUCUCUUGUUGGUGGUAGAGAAAUGAUGGUUGCACGUUUGCUGAGCCUCGAAGAGGAAGAAAAACAGAGUGGAUUUGAACUUGAUGAACACUUAAAGUAUAGUAAUUCUCAUUCUGGUAGAUAUUCAAGUAGCUCGAGAGAAACUAAAGUUGAUCGUGAUCGAGCAGAAAUUUCUGGAUGGAAUCGUUUUGGGGAUGAUGAUACAGAUUUCCAAAGGAUGGGUUCUGUGCCUUUGGCUCAAACUCUUUCCAUUCCACAGCCUGAACUAAAAGGCUUCACGAAGUCGGGGAAAAAUGAGCCCGUUUUGCCCAUCUCUAAAUGGGCGAGGGAGGAUGAUGAAAGUGACAAUGAGCAAAAAGGAGGUACUAGAGGUCUUGGAUUAAGUUACUCAUCUUCUGGAAGUGAAAAUGCGGGCGAUGGUUCUAGUAAAGCCGAUGAGAUGGACAUUACUACGGAGGCAAGUAUUCUUAUGCAACCUGAUAAUGGGUUGAAUGAAGAGCAGAGACAAAAGUUAAGACGUGUAGAGGUGGCUUUGAUCGAAUAUCGUGAGUCCUUGGAAGAACGGGGCAUCAAAAGUGUAGAGGAAAUAGAGAGGCGGGUUUCGAUUUAUCGAAGACAACUAGAAUCUGAACAUGGAUUGUCAGAUUCCAAUGAGACUGCAUUAAGGAAGAGGAGGAGGGAUAGACCAGAUGACAGCAAUGAUUCAUCAAGAAAGUUGCAGCGUAGCCGGAGCCAUAGCGAUAGCCCAGUACCAAAGUCAUUCAACCGAGACAGGGACAGGGAAAACGACGUGGACCGGGAGCAAGAAAGAUCAAGAGACAGAGAUGGCGAGAAGAGUGGAAGCAGAGAGAGGGACGAUCAUGACCGAGAUAGGGGUAAAGAUAGAGACAGGGAUAGGAGAAGACGAGCAAAAUAAGAAUCGUUCCGAUCAGAUUCUGCCAAGGAAGUUCAUGUCUAAGUCGUGUACAACGUGUUCCCAAACUUGAGGCAGUCUCUCGCAAUCAAGAAACGUGAAAGUUUUACUCGGAUGUCGUGGAGAAAAACAGCAUAUUGUAGUUUGUGUUACCCGUUCGUGUUUAAAGAAAAACAAGGUAUGAAUGUUAUGGAGAAAAAAGGGGAAUUUUACUCAUCCUGUGUAUGGUAAGAUGUUAAAUUAUAGGCAGAAAUGUUGUUGCCCAUCAAAGUGAAAACUCCCGUAUGAUCAUAUUUGUCCCAAAUAUUAGGUUUUUGUAUUGGAACAUUUUCUUCACCAUUCCCUAUAUCCCCUCUUGAAGAGCCGUUUGGUAUAAGAGAUCGAAUUGGUAUCUUACCCAUUGAGUUAUGCUU